UAGUAGAUCCGACGGCAAACACUACCCAUUCCACUCUCUCCGCCGGCGACCACCGCUGGGUUCGUUCUCCUUGAGACCUUGAGAUCCAACUUCCCCUGCUGGUGGCCGUCGCCGGAGAAGUAUCGAGAUGCACGGCCAGCCUCGCCGCCCGGCGAAGCCGGAGGACGACGCGGCGGCCGCAGCGAAGGCCGCCAAGCUCCGGGACCUCCAGGUCCAGGUCCUGCAGAACCACCACUCCCGCACGUAUACCGAGGAGGCGCUUGGGCUGAGCUUCAAGCUUCUCGAGAUAAAUCCGGAGGCCUAUACUGCGUGGAACUACCGGAAGCUUGCCCUGCAGCACAAUCUCAGGGAGCUUACUGACCCAGAGGCCAUCAAGUCUUCUGUUGACGACGAGCUCAGAGUGGUGGAGAUUGCUUUGAGGCAAAAUCCAAAAUCUUAUGGGGCGUGGUAUCAUCGCAAGUGGUUGUUAAAUCAAAAGCUUACCCCAGUGGAUUUCAAGCGUGAAUUCGGCCUAUUGGAUAAACUGUUAAAGGUGGACGCAAGGAACUUCCACGGAUGGAAUUACCGCAGGUUCCUCGCUAAGUUUAUGGGGGUGCCAGAAGAGGAAGAGCUUAAGUACACAAUGGAUAAGAUCUGUGACAACUUCAGUAAUUACUCAGCAUGGCAUAAUCGUAGUAUACUUCUGUCCAAUCUGCUUACCCAACAGAGGAAGGGUUUUGAGUCAAAGCAGAAGAUAUGUUCAGAGGAGUUUGAACUUGUAACCCAAGCACUUUUUACAGACCCGAGUGACCAAAGCGGAUGGUUCUAUCACCUCUGGCUUUUAGCUCAGACAUCCAGUCCAGAAAAUCCACAACUGAUUUCAUCAUGGCCUUGCAAUGGUGCCAAACUAAGUUUAUCUCUGGUUGGGAAAAAAGAUGACCUGAACACAGUGUCUUCCUCAUUGAAGGAAGGGAUUGUGCCCAUUGUUCUCUAUUUCAAUGAGCCUGUCAAAGGAUUAAGUCCAUCAACUGUGAAGUUGAAUUCUGAUUUGGUGAUUGGUAACAAUAUUCAAUGGAGGCCCCUCUCAAUAACAGACUCUGGACAUUCCAACUGUUGGGCCACAUAUCUUGAAAUUACAAACAAAGAAUGUAGCAGUUCACAACAAUUUUCUGUAGAAGUAAGUAUACCCUGCUCAGAUGACAUUGUGUCUAGAAGUGGCUCUCAUUGCAAUUGUCCUGUGCAUUUUAUGUUUACCAUUGAACUGGGCAACAAUGAUGAUAAAGCACGGAAUAUCGAUCUGUUUCAUGACCCAAUUUCCUGGAAUGGCUCAGAAUCAGUCCAAUCUCACGGAAACCCCAGUUCUGUCCCUUUUGAUCACCUAAACAUCACUGAUGCCUUGGUUCAAGAGGAGUCAAAAUGGCAUUUGGAAGCAUUGUCUGAACAAAUUGACCUUUUCAGAGAAUUGCCUGAUGAGAAUAGCAAAUUUGCCAAGUUGACAUUAGCACGGCUAUCGCUUGCUUGUGCUGCAAUAAAGUCCCGUGGAAAUUCUCCCAUUGAAAGGAAGGGAUACUGCGAAGAGGCACUAGGGUUCUUCAGUGACCUGAUUUACCUGGAUCCAUCUCAUAAAAGAUAUUAUGAGGAUGAGCGGAGCUCAGUCCAAAUGGAUCAGUUGACAUGCAAUAUGGCGACUUUCAUGGAGCACUGUUCAGACCAAGUGCAAUCAAAUCUAUCUCCGUUAAAUCAUGUGCAACUUUGCAGAUUGGCAUUAACACGCAUUGGAUAUCCUGAGCGUUUACUGUGGGUUCAAAUGCUGGACCUAAGCCAUAACAAUCUCCGAUCAGUUGAAGGUUUGGAGGCUUUGCAGCAGCUUGUCUGCCUGAACAUCAGCAACAACCAGAUCAGUGGUUUCACAUCACUUGAACCUCUCACGAAGAUAAUUUCUUUGAAAGUACUAGAUUUAUCAUGUAACGAGAUUGGAGCUCACUCGAUAGACACAGCACGGUAUAUCUGCUUAUCUCCGUUUUCACACAAAGUCGAACCAUGUGAUGCAUUUGAAGAGUGCCGAAAGAAAAACAUCAAUGUCGAGGAAUUCUGGGACGCCAUUUUGUUCUUCAAAUCUGUGAACUUGGUGCAGCUUGACGUCAAAGGAAAUGCAGUUGCCAACAAAGAUACAUUCAGAACUGUUGUGAUGACACUCAGUCCUUCUCUAAAAUUCCUUGACGGCACAUGUGUUCAUUAGCUAUUCAUCAGAGAAUAGAAACUUGGAUGGGAUGUCAAAAGUAAUCAUUGUACUCUUUUUUUGCUAGCAGCCAUAGAUCUGCUCCAUGUGUAUUACAGCUUCUGUAAGCAGAUUUGAGAGACAAAUACAAUGUUCUUUGGUACCACUACAGAAUUGCAUUUGCAGUUCACCAUGGG
Molecule: messenger RNA, 2394 nt
Organism: Brachypodium distachyon (stiff brome)
Lineage: Eukaryota; Viridiplantae; Streptophyta; Magnoliopsida; Poales; Poaceae
Product: geranylgeranyl transferase type-2 subunit alpha 1
Exons: 8
Coding region: 128-2218 (696 amino acids)
Biological process (GO): protein geranylgeranylation
Cellular component (GO): cytoplasm; Rab-protein geranylgeranyltransferase complex
Molecular function (GO): protein binding; Rab geranylgeranyltransferase activity
Source: RefSeq, a predicted model, not a curated record